Sardina pilchardus (European sardine) is the source of this 3226-nucleotide messenger RNA. It is a transcript of the gene llcp, whose product is annotated as treacle ribosome biogenesis factor 1. Bases 112 to 2328 code for a protein of 738 amino acids. The transcript has 9 exons. Lineage: Eukaryota; Metazoa; Chordata; Actinopteri; Clupeiformes; Clupeidae. The record is from RefSeq and is a predicted model, not a curated record.
AGGUUAAAGUUUAGCAACGUGGGAUUUGAAGCAACAUGAACGUACUAAUGUAGUUUCGGUUUUCACAGAAUAGGCUUGACAUUUCAGCCACAACUUCUUAUUAUUUUAAAUAUGGCUUCUUUGGAUAAACCUGCUGUUAGUGACGCAUUGGUUAACUUAAUCUACCGGCAUUUGAAGGACAACGGAUACGAGAAAGCAGCCAACGUGCUCAAAAAGCAUAUUCCUAAGGGGGAGGAAGGUGUGGCAAACACGUCCUUACAUGAUAUUUAUAACAAAUGGACCGCGGGUUUGCAGAGCGGAAGUAAGGCUGCUGAAGCUUCCAGCAGUACAGCAAGUUCCAGUGACGACGAGGAGACCCAGAGAUCGGUUCCACUGGUAAAAUCCUCCAAGACCAAUACAACAGCAACUUCAGUCACCAACACAGAUGCACAAACGGGUCCCUCUACUGCAUCACCAUCUCAACCCAAAGGAAAGAAAGCCAGUAAGAAAGACAGCACGGCACCUUCUAAGAAGAACACACAGGGUGCAGGGAAACCAGCAAAACGGAAGGAGAAGACGGAUCCUCCAGCCCCAAAAGCCAAGAGGAGAAAGAAAAGCUCUGAACCAGAGGCAGCUUCCACAGUUUCCUCUAUUCCUACUACUUCCACUACAGACGCAGAUGGGUCAGACUCCGACAGCAGUCUGGACGUGGAGAAAUGGAAGAAACUUGCUUUGGAACUGUCAGACGCUGAUAUUGCAAGGAUGGAAGCGAUCACCUCAGUAAACUCCAAGAGUCCAUCAAAUGGCAAAAAGACACCCAGAAAGAAACCGGCGGCAAAGAUCUCUAAAACAACUAGCUCAGUGAAGAAGACCCCUUCAAAACCAACAGGAUCCCAGAAGAACUCCCUGUCAAAAGCAGCUAAAUCAAAGACGGUCAAGAGCCCAUCUGAUGACAAGAAAACAAAAAAGGUUCAAGAGGCCAACAAGACAAAAACGAAUAAAACUAAGAAGGAUCCAUCAAAGUCGGCGAAGGUCAAGACUACUAAAGCCAUGUCUCAUAACGGUACUUCAGAAGCUAAGAUCACGGAGACUGCAACAGCUGACCAAAAUGGUAAGACCUCUAAAAAAUCGCAGAAAGAAAAGAAUCUCAAGACCCCCUCUAAAGAAACAAAAGCCACCAUUUACAGUGAGGUAGACAAUGCGGAGACUGCUGCAGCUGAUCAAAGCCCGAAGACAAAACCCCACAAGCGGAAGACUCCCAAGACGACCCCUUCUAAAGACGGUUCAACUAUAACCUCAUUACCAGAAAAUGUGUCUCCUUCUACCACAGAAACUGUAAAAACAAAUUUAAACAGCAGCAAAACCAAUACAGCAGUUGAAAGUAGUACAACACCCUCAAAGGCUAAGAAACAUAAGACACCUAACACCCCUUCUAAAGAUAGUGCAGCAGCUAAUUCGACAGAAGUUGAAAACCCAGAGAAGACUUCAAAAGCUGGCAAAGACAAGACCCCCUCAAAAGACCGUAAAGGCACAACCCUUCCAGAAGACGGUACGGUGACAAAUUCUACUGUUGACGGCAAGACAGCACCUGUCUCAGUUGAGCAAAAUGGCAGCUCAUUUUCAACACCAGCUAAGACCUCCAAAAAAAGUAAAACUAAGACUGCAGCGACCGAUAGUAAGAGCACAGAUUCUACUGAAGGUCACAAUGCAGAUACCCCUUUAAAGAAAAACAAAGAAACAGUCACACCAGCUGAAGAGAGUGCUAACACUAGCAACACAAAACGUAAAAAGUCAAAGACUCAUAAAACCUCUUCUACAGACAAUACAACUGAAGGUUCCCUAGAAGUUCAAAAUACUGAGAUCCAACUGAAAGGCGAUGAACUCGUCAGUGCUCCCCGAGAGGAGAGUGAGACUCCAUCCUCUGAUCCUCCUGUGGAGAAGAAGAAGCACAAGAAGAGGAAAAAGGAGAAAGAAAUUGCUGUCGAGGAGGUUGUUGUUGAGGAGCCAGCACCUCAAGAGGUCCCCUCAGAGCUAAAGAAAAAAAAGAAGAGAAAGAAGAAUAAAGAUGAAGCGGAAGAGAGGAGCGAGGAGCAAAGCCAACAGAGUGUUGCAGAAACAGAGCCACCCACUGCACUGGAGUCGCUGGUCACUGUGACCACUUUGGAACCCACGGUUGAGAAAAAGAAGAAAAAAAAGAAGGACAAAGACAAGGAGAGAGAACAGGAGGAAGUGACCUCGGUGCCGUCGACCCCGUCAGCUCCACCCGAGGAGGAGGCCGUUCCUAAAAAGAAGAAAAAGAAGAAGUUACUGAGUAACCAGCCCGUCACAGAUCUACCUGAGCAGCCCUGAGCCCCAGGACAGAUACGCCCCAGGACAGGUACGCCAGAGGACGGGACGAUGUCCAGCCGAGGCUGCCCCUUACUGAUGGCCAUCCGCUUUGGAGGGCACCUCUUUGGAGGCUCCGAGAGCCCUGAAGGAGCCUCGAGAUGCCCAUCCGUCCACACAGACUCUCUCUGAGAAAGGGAAAAAAAAAAAAGUUUUAAAGACAAAAAGCAGAAGGGAUUCCCUUCUCGAAGAAAGAAGCAAAGAAGAAAGGAAGACAUACUUGUACUGUCUUUAUAGGUUUUUUUUUAUCAAACCCUUUUUAUAUGUUUUAAAAUAUGUAGUUUUGUAAAUCCAGUGUUAUGUCUUUUUAUUUUUGUGGCACCAAUUAAGGAUCAUGCACAAUCAGGGAAAUACACCUGAAGUGAGAUGUGGUGGUGAGAGCUGGAAAAGACAACUGACAGUCUAGCGCAGAUUAGACUAGAACAGAAUAGCUUACAUCAGCCAUGUGUUUAUAUUCACACUCUAGUAAUGGUCAGCGUCCACAUACUGUACAUUGGGCUCUUCUCAUUCGGCUUUUUAUCUAUCCUCCCUCCCUUCCUUCCUUGGUCCUGCAGCUCAUUCCCACUGAUCUAUAAAGAACACUGGAUAGACUAUUGUUGCCACCCGUCAUUCUUUAUAGAUCACUGGGAAUUAGUCUGAGGAUCGAGGUGUUGAAAGAGCCUGUUAUGUUGUAAGGCAAUGGUUUUAAAGAAAACAGGACUGUAUAUGGAAAAGAAUUGUGACACAAACAUUUUACUUUGUGAAAAGAGUGCCUGCUUGUUUGAUAACUAUCAUUGUAUGAAGUCAGAGUUUAAAAUAAUAUUUUUACAUGUUGUUUCUCAAGGUUUCAACAAGAACAGGAUUUUAAUAAACCUUUUGAUAA